AUGGUGGCUGUGGCCGAACAGGUGUUUUCUGUUGGAGAUGUGCCUCGUGAUCAGAGGAUCGAAUUGCAAGGUGGAUUGGGAUCAGAGAGGAAUCAGGAUAUCUGGGUCUUGGUUAGCGCCGGGUGGACUGAGAUGUUCAACAUCGUCGAUCGAUGGUCGGACGACGUCGUGGUGGAGGCCCGACUGCGGUGGUGGGGAGGAAGGGCAGAACAGCCACGGAUUCAUUUUGUCAUUCUUGUUAGCCGGCAAGGAAAGGUGAGGCUUACCAAAUGGUUUUCAACCUAUUCGCAGAAGGAACGAUCUAAGGUGAUGCGGGAACUGAGCGGAAUAAUACUCAAUCGAGGCCCCAAGCUAUGCAACUUCAUAGAAUGGAGAGGACUUAAAGUUGUCUAUAAAAGAUAUGCCAGCUUGUAUUUCUGCAUGUGUAUUGACCAAGAUGACAAUGAACUAGAGACACUUCAACUAAUUCACCAUUAUGUUGAGAUACUCGAUCGCUAUUUUGGUUGUGUUUGUGAGCUGGAUUUGAUUUUUCACUUCCAUAAGGCUUACUACAUAUUGGAUGAACUUUUGCUUGCUGGUGAGCUUCAAGAGUCAAGCAAGAGAGCAGUAGGACGAAUGUUAGCUAUACAUACUGAAAGAUAUGGAUACAAAUUUGCUUCCCACCUUAUUUCCCCACCUUCAUCCCCAUCCACCUAG
Molecule: messenger RNA, 696 nt
Organism: Fragaria vesca subsp. vesca
Lineage: Eukaryota; Viridiplantae; Streptophyta; Magnoliopsida; Rosales; Rosaceae
Product: AP-1 complex subunit sigma-2-like
Exons: 9
Coding region: 1-696 (231 amino acids)
Biological process (GO): intracellular protein transport; vesicle-mediated transport
Cellular component (GO): membrane coat; AP-1 adaptor complex; intracellular membrane-bounded organelle
Molecular function (GO): clathrin-cargo adaptor activity
Source: RefSeq, a predicted model, not a curated record